Molecule: messenger RNA, 2078 nt
Organism: Mangifera indica (mango)
Lineage: Eukaryota; Viridiplantae; Streptophyta; Magnoliopsida; Sapindales; Anacardiaceae
Product: probable protein phosphatase 2C 9
Exons: 6
Coding region: 1014-1664 (216 amino acids)
Biological process (GO): protein dephosphorylation
Cellular component (GO): cytosol; nucleus
Molecular function (GO): protein serine/threonine phosphatase activity
Source: RefSeq, a predicted model, not a curated record
AUUGUGGGAGCUUUUUUUUUGUAGAUUGUGAAUUUUGGGAGCUGGGUUUGGAUGUGGAAAUAGUAGUUGAACGUGCUCUAAAAUUUUGAUUCUAUGGGUAGAUUUUGCUGUUUUAAUUCUUCCUACUCCAAGGUCAAACAUGUUUCCUCGUACCACUUUCUAUUAUUAUUAUUAUUAUUCUCUCGUUCUUUUUCUAAUUUAUUAGUAUGUUCUGUUUUAUCAAUGCUUGCUUAACUAAUAGUUUGAUGAAAAACGGUGUUUAAUUGAUUGGUGGGCUAAUUUUGUGAUUUUGUGUGUGUGUGUGUGUGUGUGUUGGGGGGUGGGGGGUGUAUGUUGCUGAAUUUAUCAGGGAUUCGGAAACCUCUGGUUGGCUACAAAUCCCAUUGCUGGAUCUAAUUGAGAGGAAAUUAUCACCUCUUUUGCUUGUCUAGGCAAUUUGAUCAUUCAUAUGUUGUGUAAUUGUGUGUAUGUUGCUGAAUUUAUCAGGGAUUCGGAAACCUCUGGUUGGCUACAAAUCCCAUUGCUGGAUUUAAUUGAGGGGAAAUUAUCACCUCUUUUGCUUGUCCAGGGAAUUUGAUCAUUCAUAUGUUGUGUAAGGCGUUGGAUGGGAAAGGAGUUGGGUGAACCUUUGUUUAUUAUUAUGAUGAUUGAAUGACUUUCAGCUUUUUGAUGUUCAGAGGUCGAAGUAGCUGUGUUAUAAUCAUUAUAUUAAUUUAAGAGAAUCCCUUAGUUAAUUUAGGUGAACCUACAGAAUGUUUCCAGCCAGCAAAUUCCAUUAGAUAAUAGUGAGUGUAAACAAUCUAUAGGAGUGGUGUCCACAAUCUUAUAUUUUUCUUUUAUUUUUUUCUGCCCAAACUUUCUCCAGUCUUCCCAGAAUAGUAGCAGCAAAGUCCGGCCUUGAAGAAACAUAGAGACUUGUGGGAGGACGCUCGUCGUCUGCCGGUAAGGGAAGAAACCAUGAAGGUUUAAUCAAGUUUGGUUUCAACUUAGUAAAAGGAAAAGCUAAUCACUCUAUGGAGGAUUAUCAUGUUGCAAGGUUCAUGCAGAGUCAAGCUUUCCUACAGAGGAAUCUGUUUUCUAAUAUCCUAAAGGAGGAAGAGUUUUGGGCUGACCCCCGUAGAUCUAUCUCUAAAGCCUAUGAGAAGACAGACCAAGCAAUUCUUUCACAGAGUUCUGUCUUGAGGCGGGGUGGAUCCACUGCUGUAACUGCAAUUUUGAUAAAUGGUCAAAGGUUAUGGGUAGCCAAUGUUGGAGAUUCUCGAGCUGUUCUAUCAAGUGGAGGCCAGGCAGCACAGAUGACUACAGACCAUGAGCCCAACACUGAACGAGGCAUCAUUGAGAAUAAGGGUGGCUUUGUUUCAAACAUGCCAGGAGAUGUCCCAAGAGUUAAUGGGCAGCUGGCAGUUUCUCGUGCCUUUGGAGACAAGAGCCUCAAAUCACAUUUGCGAUCAGAUCCCGACAUACAAGACAUCACUAUAGACGUCUGUACUGACAUUCUAAUCCUUGCAAGUGAUGGUCUUUGGAAGGUGAUGAGUAAUCAAGGGGCUGUUGAUAUUGCAAGAAAGAUCAGAGACCCCCGGAAGGCAGCCAAAAAAUUAACAGCUGAAGCAUUGAAAAGAGACAGUAAAGAUGACAUAUCUUGUGUCGUCAUUAGAUUUAGGUGAUAAAAUCUUUGAAACCGUACUCCUGCCAAAUGCAGUAUAUACCCGAAAUAAAAGUUUCUUGACAGAGGAUGCCAAAUUGUGAGUAGACAAACCCUGAAAAAAAACCCACAACCAGUAUGGUUUAAUCCGUAGAUAUCUGCAGAGAUGGAAUCUGCUAGAGGAAUGAGUUAAAAAAAAAAGGGUUCCCAUCUGUAUAUUCAUUUAUUGAUUAGGUUUGGAGUUUGAUAUUGUUUGAUUUAUUCGUUAUGGUGAAUUAGGAAUCUGAUGUAUAUUAUCUUUCGGUUUGCACAAAAAACACCAGAGUCUUUAAGUAGAUGGAAGAAAGUGGUUUUGAUUGUCAUUGGAGCAAAACUUUUGAUAGUGUAGUUCAUUUCAGCUCAAAUCCCAUUAAGGGAUGGGCUGCUUUCUUUUGUU